Cladocopium goreaui is the source of this 2679-nucleotide messenger RNA. The record is from the annotation of a GenBank genome assembly. NCBI's taxonomy places the organism in Eukaryota, Dinophyceae, Suessiales, Symbiodiniaceae.
AUGCAGAUGCAAAGAAAGGGUUUUGAUGUCAAACAGUUUUCAGUCAAAGACUUUGUUGCUAGCCAGAGAGGUCGAGGACCUCAGCAACAAGGUCUUCUCACGGCUUAUGUCAGCGGAAAAAAUGUCACAAAUGAUGCUUUGUCGCAUUAUGCAAGAGAUGAUGCUUUGUGUCCCUUUUGCUCCUGCGUUGAUGGCAAAGACCAUAGGGUGUUUCAUUGUCAAGGCUUGGUGGACUUGAGAAGAAAACACCAUGAAGUUGUAAAGUGGCUCAAAAAACAGCCUAAAGCCAUUUUGCACUUUGGUCUUUUCCCUGAUGAUAACGAAGCUAUUUGCUUGCGACUGCAAACCUUCAACGGAAGUUUUGGUAAGGUGUUGCCUCUUUUUGACAGCUAUGCCAGAGUUUAUACAGAUGGUUCAUGUUUUUGCAGUACCUCGUGGGAACAUGCAGUUGCUGGAGCUGCAGUGAUUAAAGUGGUCGGGAACUAUGCUUGGGAGCUUGUUGACCGGCAAGUUCUUCCUACCCCUGAUCACAGCCCUUUUCGUGCUGAAAGUUAUGCAGUGUUGCUGGCACUGCAGCAUUUCUGGAACGUUCACAUCUGUUCGGACUGCUCGGCAGUUGUUGAUGAGAUUGUUUGCAUCCUUGAAGCCUGUCAGCGUGGGGACUCCAUUGUUGUUAGGGCGCACUCCGACAUUUGGGAGCCUAUUGCCUGGCACCUUAGUCAGAGAGAUAUAGGAUGUGUCUCAGUCACAAAGGUCAAAGCACAUGUCAGUUGGCAGCAGAUGAAGGAAGGUGAUGAGAGGGUUCAUGCCUUUUUUAAUGAUGCAGCUGACAAGGAGGCGAAGAAAUCUGUAGCAGCCGAUAACUUCGAUGUUUGGCAAAAGUUUGAAAACAUGUUGCUGGGAAGGAAAAAGCAGUAUGAGAUGGUUCGAAAAUUUCAUAAUUUGGUUUGUGACAUUCAUGAAAGGUCUUUUCAGCUCAAGCCUCGCAUUCGACCCGAAGAUGUUACUCCAAAUUUUGCUGACCUGUGGAACCUCCAAGGUUCUGGUAAGGUUUUUGCAUGUCCGGAAGCUUGUGAACUAGAGCAAUGUCCAUAUGGCAGUACCUUCGCAAAGAGGGUGAAAGGAUGGUGGUCCCAACUGCAAUGGUUUGAGGGGCCGCCUACAAGUGCCCUAGAAAUGUAUAUGGAUUUCUGCUUCGAAACCAUGACUCAAGUCCCGGUGCGCAUCAACAAGGUGGGCUGGGUCUUGCGGGAACACAGUGUUGAAGCCGAUGUUUUCUCGCCCGUCAUCGGUUACAGCGCGGACUACGAACUGCUCCACUUUGUUUUCGACCUGUCAAUGUGGACAACCAUCGGCACCAAGAAGAACCUUGCAGCUCGCACCGGUGUGGCCCUGCGCCACCUCCUUAAGGGCUCCCCAUGGACACCGCAGUACUGGAGAGUCAGACACCACGCCGUGCUUGACAUGCAGCGGCAAUGCGGCAAUGCCACUUUGUUUCGCACUCGAGCUCCCUACGAGAGGUCUUUCCCGUACCAUGAAUGGGUCAUGCAUGAGCAGCGUGUUCUUGGCAGAGAGCGUCAGCAUCUAGCUGGGCCAGAGAUUUUGCACAUGGCUUGGGUGCUCUUUUCGCUGCCGGCAGCUGUUCGGCAAAAACGCCGGGAUCUCGAGGCAGCAGCCUUGGAUUUGCCGACUUCGAAGCAACCGUGUUUGGAAUGCCCCGGCCACAACCGAAAACGGCAAGCCAAGGUAUGCAACAUCAACUUCCUCAUCGAGCUGAUUGAUGCUCUGCCAGAGAAGAUCGAGAUGCCUGCACGGCAAUCACUGAUGGCGUUGACCGCCUUCGAGACGGCAAUCAGUGCUAGACGACAAACUCUACGGCAUGAGCGCAGCAGAUAUAGCGACUACAAGAAGAAGACCGACAAAGGGCCCGAGGCGAGCAAGGGUGCAGGGGCAAGGAAACCCUUCGGCAUCCCGAAAUACCAGCACUUCCCCAAGGCGUCACUUGCGCCGUACCCCGACGAAGAAGGCAACGCCCUCUGGCUCGGCGACAACGAAAGCCUGCAGGAGCUCCUGUCGCCCAGCAACAUCCUGGCGAGCCGCAGCCCCAAGAACAGCGAGAUGCUGGCGCGUCCUGGCAUGGCGAUCUCGCUGUCGGCCGCCGCCAUUCACGUCGGUGCAAAAGAACUCCUGGAAGGCAAAGGCGCCAAAGCCCUGGAGAAGAUGCCCCGUUUCUUCGAGACCAGCUCGGGCAAGGAACUGCUUAGCGCGGUCAAGACCCUCAACCUUGGCAAGUCAGGCUCGGCCUCCAGAAGCACCCUCAAAAAGGCCGUCAAGAAGUACAUCGACUUCAUGCAAGCAGACAACGCGGACCUACAGAAGGCACUGGUCAGAGUCGUCAACACAGCUUCCCGCACGUACUUGCUGGCAAUGCACCUCUUGGAGCAGAGGGCCUUCUUCCUCAAGACCGGCGGCUGGGCGAAGAAGUGGAAGCGAAGCGGCAAGGAGCCGUCGGAAAUCAAGGCUUGGCUCAAAGACCCGUCUAGAACCGACAAGCUCACGACGGCUCUGGUCGACAUGGUGCUCCAGAAGAUCAACACAAGCCGCAAAAAGGCCAAGGACACCGACACCGAUGACUUCGACAGUCCGGGCAGCAACCUAGACCAUGGUUCGUACCACUAA